Molecule: messenger RNA, 732 nt
Organism: Besnoitia besnoiti
Lineage: Eukaryota; Apicomplexa; Conoidasida; Eucoccidiorida; Sarcocystidae
Exons: 1
Coding region: 1-732 (243 amino acids)
Source: RefSeq, a predicted model, not a curated record
AUGCGAGGAGGAGAAGGCAAAAUGACGUUCGUCGGAGAGGUGGAUAAGUGUGAGUUUCGGGGGGGCGACGAGGAGAUGGAUUAUUUCGGCGGGGAGGCAGAGGCCUUCGGGUUUGGGCGGCGUGCGGCGUCCCUCUCCGGGUGCGACGCGGAGUUUCUGCAGUCCUUCGCGCAUCCACCCUCGUCGCGUUCGACUUCUUCUGUCGCGUCUUCUGCAUCAGACGCCUCUGAGGCGUUGUCGGGAGGGUCAUCGCGGGGGCAGAGCCCGGCGGAGGGCUGCGGGGGUCCGAGAGCCGUGGGCAACUUCUGCGGCACCGCCGAGAGGUGCUCUCAAGCCGGCGCCGAAACCGAGAGCGGGAGUGGGCGCGAGAGCGAGAGAGAGGAAGGCCGCGGCUUCGAGGACGCGCGUGCAGACGAGGAGCCGCAGGAGGCGACCGCCGACACCCGCAGCGCGGAGGCAGAGCCUGACAAGGCGGAUCGCGACCUGUCGGCCGCGGAGGUGUGCGCGGCGGCGGUGGCAGCGAUGAAGGAAGAGGAUUUUUUUGCGGAGGCCUGCAAACUGAUUCGCAGAGAGAGAUUUUUCUAUCUUGAGGGCAUUCGAAUGAUGAAAGAGGAUCAUUCGUACCUCGACUUGACGGGCGAGGACUACGACGCGCCAGCCAAGCUCGCCGCGCUCAUGGACGCCCUCGCUCACGAGGGCGCUCAAAUCGUGCGCACAGGCCUGGCAGACUGA